ACAGAGCACUAGAGGUGCCGCUCGCCCGCCCGCCCCGCGGCAGCCCCGGCUCGCCGCGGCGCCAGGCAGGGCCCCCGCCAGAGGAUGCUCGGCCGGCCGCCGGGGCCAGGACCAGGACUAGCAGCAGGACUGGCACUGGCAGUGUGUGCUGCGCUCCGGGGACGGCCCCCACCCGCGGCACCCCGAGAGUAGCUGCUGGAGGGCCGCCCUGCCGUAGCCGCUGACGCUAUGGAAGACCGCAUCGGCUGCUCUCGGCUGUAGGAUGGUAGCGCACAGCAAGGUGUCAGCAGAUAAUGCACUUGGAGCAGACCCAAGACGGCUUCUUGAUCCCCCGGCACGGGAUCGCUCACAGGCACGAGGCUUCCAGGGCCCCGGCCGGCCCGGCACUGUGCAGGCACAGGGCAACACACACUUCCGAACCUUUCGCUCCCAGGCGGAUUUCAGUAGCAUCACUCGAGCCAGCAGCCUGCUGGAUGCCUGUGGCUUCUACUGGGGGCCUCUGAGUGUCAGUGCUGCCCACGAGAAGCUGAAGUCUGAGCCCGAGGGCACCUUCCUCAUCAGGGACAGCACACAAAAGAAUUGCUUCUUUGCCAUCAGUGUUAAGACUGCAACUGGGCCCACCAGUAUCCGGAUUAACUUUCAGAGUGGGCGUUUCAGCCUGGAUGGCAGCAAAGAGACUUUUGACUGUCUUUUUAAGCUGCUGGAACAUUACCUAAGCUCCCCAAGGAAGGUACUGGUUACCCCCCUUCGCAAGGUCCGGGUGCAGCCACUGCAGGAGCUCUGCCGGAAAAGCAUCGUGAAGACUUUUGGAAAAGAGAAUUUAAAUCAGAUCCCACUCAAUCCUGUUUUAAAGGACUAUCUGAAAUCCUUCCCAUUUCAGAUAUAAGUGCAGCAUUAACUGUAUAGGGACACAUUAGACAUGUGUAACGAAAUCCAGUUUUCUGGGUUUUUAAAUAUGUUUGACAGUGAGCAAACUUAUUUUUGUAGCAAUUUACUGUAUUUUGCGGUGGAACCUGAACACUUGACUUCUUAUGUUUACAAAAACUGUUUGCACAAACCUGGGGUUUUAAAACCCUGGCAUAAUUUUUCUGCCAAGCAGAAUAUUUUACUAUUUUAUAAUAUUUUUAAUGAUAUUAACAUAAUAAACUUUAUUGUUACAG
This is a messenger RNA of Oenanthe melanoleuca, 1160 nucleotides long. RefSeq names its product suppressor of cytokine signaling 1 (gene SOCS1). Gene Ontology annotation, molecular function: 1-phosphatidylinositol-3-kinase regulator activity. The record is from RefSeq and is a predicted model, not a curated record. Gene Ontology annotation, biological process: phosphatidylinositol phosphate biosynthetic process; intracellular signal transduction. The transcript is spliced from 2 exons. NCBI's taxonomy places the organism in Eukaryota, Metazoa, Chordata, Aves, Passeriformes, Muscicapidae. Bases 263 to 886 code for a protein of 207 amino acids. Gene Ontology annotation, cellular component: phosphatidylinositol 3-kinase complex.